UUUGCUGUUUAGCACUGAUUUGGGAAAUCUAUUACCUUGUUGAGCCCUGCUUGGCAGCUGAAAUAUAAUCUUGGUAUUCUCUACCCUGGUGUGGUUUUUGGCUAUUUUGAACUGGGCAAGCAGACCCCGCUUUUGAGUGGUAACAGCGGAGUACCUAGAGAAACAAGCCACCAUUCUGGAUUCAGAGUGAACAAGAAGUAGUGGUUCAAAGAAACUAGAAUUCAGAUUUUAAGGCAGGUAAAGGAGGAGGUUUUGCAAAAGCUACGCCGAAGGAAAGGCACCAGGGAGCAACUGGGCAGAAGCCAGGAGGGUAACACAGUAAGGAUGUGGUGAAGUUGGAGGUGAUUCCCAGCAAGGAUAAUGUGCCCACAAAAACCUUGCCGUGCGAUACUGAUUACAGUGAAAGUUAAACAAGCUUGAAUAAAAUGUAAAUUAACUGAUGAUUUCUGAAAACAAAAGAACUAACAGCAUGAUGGACUGGAACAUAAGACCAUCACCUGACUCCAGCUUACAGGCCAAGAACAUUGAAUUCCAGGGAGCACGUUUGGAACAGCGUUUUCCUGCUGCAAGCAGCUCCAGUGCCUUACAGCCUAUCCUUCCUAAACUAUCAAAUGCUAACAAAGGCUUUGGCCCAUCCAAACAUUUACAGAACAUGCCUCCAGUUUCACUUUCAGGCUCAGCUGUGUUUGUCCAGAUGACACCUAGCGCCACUCAGAAUUCAAAUAUGAUGAGAAAUGUUCAUUCUUCUUCCUGUGUAGUAUUACAAGAUGGUACUGUAAAUCCUGUACAAAAUAUACCUCAAAAAAGAGCGAAUCCAUAUAUGGCCAUGGAAAAUUACAACAAUCAACCCCAACAAAUUAAUUCUAACUCUGUGAGAAUGUCAGUAUAUCAGCAAGGUUGCAAAAAUAGUCUAUCUCCAAAAAACCAACCAACACUGACCCCUUACAUUUAUGUCAAUGGACCUUCUGUCUCUCAAGUGGGUGCUGCAGGACCUCUUAACUCUUCAUCAAGCCAUUAUUUAAAUUCUCAACAGAACUUUGCAUAUACUAUUCUCCCUAUAGGACAAAAUAUUCAAAAUCAAAUAAAUGGCCAAAAUCCAAGCAUGGCAGCAACUGUGCAGUCACAGCAGUAUGCCUCUGAUGUAAAUAAUGUCCCAUACAACAUGCCUACUCAUUGUGACAAGAGAAAUGCAAUACAGAUUUCAUCAUACACUGUGCCUAUUCAAGUUACUAAUAAACCACCACCAGCAUAUCGCGGGCCUCCUGUACAAACAAACAAUGGACAAUUUUCCUUACCACAAUCUGUUACAAAUAUAUCGAAUGAAAAUGUUCAAAACUAUCAUAGACCUAUGCCAGAUCUAAAUACUGCUUCAUAUUCUGCUCAUUGUGUUCAGAAGGGACAGUCUACUAGAGAAACCAAUGCAGUGGGUAGUAUUGCCUACAAUGUAAGCGAACGUGGCUCUGGAAAUCAGCUGUCUAAUGAAUCAACAAAAUCAUCAGUUGAAUUCAGAGACAACCUUUUAAGUAGUGUGCAACUACAUAGAAUAGUUUCUGCUGAUGAAGCUUUAACACAGCAGACAAGUCAAACUUUUGAACCACAAAAGAAGCCAGGUAAUGUUCCAGUAAAUUUUCCUGACAAUCCCCUUAAUGUUAAAAUAACAAAAGAGAGUCUAGCAAGAGAUUAUAAAAAAUUUAAAGCGAUGAAACAUGUCCUGUUAAAGCUUGGAGAAGCUUAUUCAAGAAAACGCGAAAUAUUUCUGUCUACACAAGAGAACAAGCAGGCUUCUGAUCCUUCUGAUCACAAUCAAAAUCUUAACAAGUCUUCUCAUAGUAUCACUCAGAAUGGGCCUGUUGCUGAUCCAGCACUACAGUUUACUUCACAAGAUGCCAAUAAGAAUCAGUCAUCUUCACCUGCUUCCUAUGAUUCCAAUCAGAUUAAAGCUGUUCCUUUAUUACCACAGAAAACAGGUUCUCAUUUAUUGCCAAUUUUACGAAAUUUACUUGAAGGUACUGAUGAUGAAAAUAUGCUAUUUAAUGCUUUCUUUGAAAAAGAAGUUACACGUCAAAAUGGACAACUGGUUGUUGAUGAGAGCUCAUCCAGGAAUCUCUCAGUUACCAGUGGUGAAAAAUCUAAAUACAGUGUGAAUAAUACUGCUAGCAAUUCCCGACUAAGUCCCCAAAUAUCUCAGAUGAAUCCUACCCAAGAGCCCUUGCCGUGCAUAAAAAAUGAUAUGAGCUUAAUGCAGACUUCUAGUUCUACCAGCCACCAACUAGAAAAAGUAAAUGCUACAUCUGGUACAGGCUCACUUCAUCAUUUUAAACUCAAGAGAGAUGCGUUAGAAACUCUUCGUGAGUAUAUUAGUUGCCGUCUUGAGAAUUUAGUUCAAAACUCGGAAAAAGGGAUAACGGAAAACAUCCAUGAUUCUCAGUCUGUAUGUCCUAUAUCAGUGCAAAAACAAGAGAAAAACAUUAGAACUGGGGAUGAACAUGUUUAUGAUGCCUCUAGUUCAGCUUCUGAUCAUUCUAAAAGGGUUGCAGUUAUGCAAGAAGCAGACAAUGUCCAGACCCCCACAGUUUCUGCAGAUUCUUUUAGAAAUGGAGGAAUUUGUUCUUUGGAAGAAUUAAAGACAAGUCUUGAUUUAUGGAGGAAGAGCCUUCCAACAUCUCUCAAUGGACAGUUACAGGAAAGUACACAAUCAACUGGUAGUUUGUCUUCCUCAGAAGGUGGAGAGAAUGAUAAGAAAACACAGCAAAGCUUGGAAAACCCCACCAGUACAUUUGCUCAGAAUGACCAAGCUAAAGUUACAUCUGGAUCAGAUGAAACAACUCACUCUUCUGUUUCUAUAUCUCUUGAAAAAAACCAUGAUGCAGUAAGUUCUAAUUUGUCAAAGUAUUCUGAACCUCAAGUAGCCAUUGUUACUCCUUUAAUGUUGCCAAAAGAGAACAUUCAAAUUGCUUUGCACAAAGACAGUUCAUCUUUAGAAAUAACUUGUCCACUCGGCGAAGAAGGCAGAGUGCAUGGUCUACAAAAAUUCCUUUCAACAGUGCCACAGAAUGAUAAAGAAAUACAAGGUACUAUGUGUUCAACAUCGGAGUCAGUUAAAUACUGUGAAGAUAUACAUGUACAUCAAAAAGCAGUGUUAUCUACACAAGAAAAUGGAAAAGUCAGUGUUGAACCUGGGAAAAAUUACUGUCAUGGAUUAAUUCAAAAAGCAGUUAGUCAUUCUCCUCUAAAAUCCCAACUUGGUUCAGGAGGUAAUCUUCCACCUGACAAGACAGUUUCUCAAAAGUAUGUACAGUCGCAAACUGGUCCAGAUUUGGCAGAAUCAAGAGAAACUGAUGAGGUUGUAUACAAUGAUGCUGUGUUACAGAUAUCCAGUGUAUGCACUCUGGUAAAAGGUGAUGCAUUUUACAAUUCACAAAUAGCUAAUAUCUUUAAUACCAGUCCUUUGACAUCCACCAUGGAAAAUGACACUUCUUUAAAAGAUUCUAUUCGUUUACUUCAAUGCAACGAUCAGCAAUCUGGUAUUCUGAAAACUGAAUCAGAACCUAAAUCAACAGAACCUGAAUUAAGCUUAAAUGUUUCAGAAGGAAAUGCCUUGUUGCCAUCACCGUGCGAAUUAUCAAGGGCUGUUGAAGAAAUACUUAAAAGUGUCCCAGAUUUAGAGAUGUCUCAGAGUUACAACAAUUUAGAUGAGAUGAACAAAAGAAAUGCUGAGGAAGGGGGAAACCGCCUUCUUCUUGCCGAAAAGAAACGUGAGGAAAACGUGUCUUGUGGUGUUGACAGUACAGACGUGAUGAAUGGUAACCAGGAAUUAUGUCAAAAUAUAGAGGACCAGUUCAGUUCUAGCACUGGAGAUGGUUUAUGUAUUGUUAACAAAGAGAGUACUGCAGAGUGUGUGUCAACUGAGGAAAACCAAGAACAUUUUGGAAGCAUUGCUGAAGCUCCUGUAACUUUACUAAGUGAUCAGCUGAAUGAACUUUCAAAAGAAUUUCCUUAUGGAAUUGGCUAUAUGAAGACAUUAAAUGUAACAGGAAAUAAUGACACUAUGCCUAAACCUAAUGACACAGGAAACACAGAAAAUCUUCAGUUCUUAAGAAAAUGUCAUGAUCCCUCUGGAGCAAUAGACCAAAUUAAAAUAACAAUGCUGAACUCUGAACAGAUGAGGAAAGUAUUUCCUGAGCGUAAGAAACAAUUCUCCAAUAAAUCAGAAAACUCUGAAGUUGACUGUUUCAAAAGAGAUUCAGAAGCUAACUUGACAAGAAAGAACAUUAGCCGUGUUACAACUGAUAAAGCUAUAGCUUUUGAACCUAGGGAGACUGCAUCAGAAAAAUCUUUUAAAAGGGAAAUUCCAACAUAUUGUUGCGCAGAAGCUUGGUUAGCUACAGGAUAUAUAAGCUCACCAUGUCGAUGUGCACUGGUGAAAGGAUUAGGUUCCAAGCAAAAACUGGAUCUGUGUUCACAAUCUGAAACUAGGGUUAAAUGUAGGCCAAAACCUAGUGACAACAGUAAUGUUGACUUUAAACUAAACAGUCAACUUCCAAUUUCUACAUUACAUACAGUUAGUAAGACAGUUUCUUCAGGAACGCAAAGUGUCAGAACCAUGAAGAAGAUUUCUGGACCCAAAAAUUCAAAUGAGUGUAAGCCACACCAAAUAGAUCAAGUAGUUUCUCUGCUUGAAAUGCUAAGUUUGCAAAACCCCAAACGAAAUAACAAGCACAUAAGAAAUGAACUGUCACACCAUGCAUCUUCUCAGGAACCUGUGAAAUCAAGGGUGGAUACUGUUCGACGCCAACGUACAAAAAUUAAACACAAUACAAACUGUGAAAGAUAUAAAGUUAAGCAAGACUCUAGUGAAACACAUAUGAUUAAGGUUCCCACUUUGAAUAAGAGUUUGAAAAGACAAAAGGCAGUGGAAAGAAAGAGUAAAGCUUUGGCGAUCCAGCAUAAUGAUGCCAUAAGUGCCUCAGACUUGAGCAGUGUUGGCUCAUUCUCUCAGAUGUGCGAAAAGUCCCAAUAUAUUUCUAUCUUGCAUUCACAAGAGCCUUUAAAUGGAAAUAAGUUUUUAAACGUAAUGGAUCUGGAGAAACGUUAUGGAUACAAUAAAGUAGAACAUAAAGAAGGGACUGAUUCUGAGCAUCACUGAAUACUAUUCUGAGUGAAUACAUUUCUACAUGUAGCAGAUGCAUUAUUAAAAAGAUAAAUUUGGAAAAAUACAGUUAGAAGCAUUUUCAUUUGCAUAGAUGUAGGCAGUUCAGCAGCAACACUUGUUAACACAGUAGCAAUAUGAUAUGCAAGAACCACCGGAAAAACAUGUCUGAGAUGCAAGAAGUUAUUAGGGAGAUGUUAGUUAGGCAAAUAAGAAAAUGACUUCAAGCUAAUAAAAAUUUGCUACAGCCAGAUUUCUUCAGGUCCAUCGGUGAACUGGAUACAUCUGUGUUACAGGCUAAUUUAAUCUCUUUAUUUUAACGCUAAUUUACAAAAUAAAUUAUAAGCAGUUGAAUUCAAA
This is a messenger RNA of Sceloporus undulatus (fence lizard), 5509 nucleotides long. It is a transcript of the gene RESF1, whose product is annotated as retroelement silencing factor 1. Gene Ontology annotation, cellular component: nucleus. The transcript has 4 exons. The coding region runs from base 440 to 5146 and encodes 1568 amino acids. The record is from RefSeq and is a predicted model, not a curated record. Lineage: Eukaryota; Metazoa; Chordata; Lepidosauria; Squamata; Phrynosomatidae. Gene Ontology annotation, molecular function: histone methyltransferase binding.